AUCUCGCGAGAGCCGCUGAAUGUAUCAGUUUGCGGUGGGAGGUGGGAGCACGUGGGCCGGCCGUGGAGCCUGGAGUCUGAGAGCGGCGCAGAGAGUGAGAGACUUGGCUUCGGCCUACUGUCUGAGCAGGCCUCCUCAACCUGGUGACCUUGUCCCCCAUCCUCCUCCCUUGGAUGAGUGACAAGAUACCAGGAUGGCUUUGAGGUUUCGAACUAUCUUUCCGUAUACGCUACCCGGGGUGCUGGCCCUCAUCGGCUGGUGGUGGUACAUAACCAGGAAGAAAGGCCGAGAAAGUGGUCGUGGCAAGGCUAAGCUUGCUCUGGCACCAGAAUCCUCUGCCGAGGCUGGUGGAGGAGAGCAUUGCGCAGACCUGAAGGAUCCCCAGAAUGUUAAUACGGUGGCCGAGUUAACGAAUGCCAGUGAGGAAAAGGCAGAUGAAACUGUAGUCAAGCCCCUGAAGCUGGUGCCAGCUCUACAGGUGGAAACUUCAGAGCAGGCGGCGGAACCCGAGAGCAGUUUGUGCCACUUGACGGAUAAACGCGAUGCCAACGUGGAAAGCAACACUCCAACGAUGCUGCUGAGCUCCUCACCCCGAUCUCAAGAAGUACUGUUCAUGUCCAACGUGCAAGGUCCCCUCCAGACAUCGCCCAAGGUUGAGAAGGAAGGCUACCUCCACCAGAUGGUGGAGAAGGUCAGCGGUGACCCCUUGGAGAUCUGGCAGCCCCCUGUUUGCAGUGUGGUCAAGUCGCCCGCCCCCUUCCCCAUCCACAACUUCUCCGUCAACUCCGAGGCAGAGAGGGACAGCAACGGCAGAGCUCUGCCGGGCCUCGGCCGCGCGGAACGUGAGCCGCCGGCGCCUGAUGGCCCCAGCAUGGAAAGGCCUGAGCCUGAGGGCGAAAACGCGGGCAAUCUGACGGAACCCCCCUGUUUCAAGGCCACGCUCAACAACGUCCGCCUCAGCCCGUUCCUGAUUCCCCGCCAGGAUUCCGACCGGGGAAGCCGACUUGGCAAAGACCCCGUUCCAGCCCCGGCACCCGCCCCCACCGGGAACGGCUUGCCGGCCGACGCGGCUGCGAAAGGCGUUGCUCGGGACGAGAUCGAGGCGGCAGCGGCUGGUUUGAUCUCCGAGGUGAUAACGGCUGCGAAGCAGGAACUCUUUGCUUCACAGCUCGGACCCUGCACGCAGGGUGCAUGUGUGGCCGGGGCGGCAAGAGGCAAAUCAGCGAAUCCCUCUGUCCAACGGCCGGCCACUGCUGACGACUCAGUCCCGGAGCCCGGCAUUGACGGGGUGAGACAGGCCAGCGAAGAGGACCGCUCCGUGUCCCGGGCCGGUGCUGCCUCCACCGCAGAGGAGAGGCCUGCCGGACCCGAUGGUCGGAGUGAGUUUGCCGGAGAGGUCCCUGCGCCCGAGAAGCCUUCGGAAGAGGAUAACCUGGCAGCAGAAGACUCUGGCUGCCAUUCAGAAGAUGGGGCUGUUGGGGACGGCCUACCAGAAAGCGGCGCAGCUUGGUGUGACCCGGCCAGCCACCAGGGCACAUCGAGCAGUCGUGCGGUGUCCAGGGUCGGGCACAGCUGUGAGGGAGAGCUUCCAGAGCCCGAAAUGGCACUGGGAGAAUCCGGGACAAGGGGAGGCCUUCCGAAGGAUUGUGAGAAGGACGCACAGGGAGACCAGAGUCGAGCCUCCACCGAGGAGGUGCAGCCCACCGCCAAGAAACACUUGGAGGAAUUGAAUGCAGCGGGUCAGGAUUCUGGGAUCGGUGUUGUCUACUCGGAUGCCACAGGAGAAGAGGAGCCUUUGCAUCCCAAGGUAACACCUGCCCCGGGAAGUCAGCAAACAGAUGCUGUGUGUGACCCUGUGACUGGAGGAACACCCCUAGAGCAGGAUCCAAAACACAAGCAUGGACCACUGCAGCAGCAUCAAGGAGCUAGGGUGCCCAAUGGAGGAGGUGUAGAAGAAGGAGCUGAUGGGAAUUCUCAAUUGCUGCUUGAAAUGGAGUUCGAUCAUUCUGGAGGUUCAGAUGUGAACAGUAUGGAUUCAAAUGACAGUGGAUGUCCUGCAGGUGGACCAGACACCCUGAACAAGGAUGGAGCAACUUUGAAUGCAAUACAAGACCAAGCUGAACUCACCAUCUGGGAGGUCCAGGUGCCAAAGCAUCUGGUUGGACGGUUAAUUGGUAAACAGGGAAGAUUUGUGAGUUUCUUGAAGCAAUCCUCUGGUGCCAAGAUUUACAUCUCCACACUGCCUUACACACAAGAUUUCCAGAUCUGUCAUAUAGAAGGUAAUCAGCAGCAGGUAGACAAAGCACUUAACUUGAUUGGAAAGAAGUUUAAGGAGCUGGAUCUCAGGAAUCUAUAUGUUCCACCACCACCUUUGACACUACCCUCAUUACCGAUCACCUCCUGGCUCAUGCUUCCUGAUGGCGUAACAGUGGAAGUGCUGGUGGUGAAUAUUGUCAAUGCCGGGCACAUGUUUGUACAGCAACACACCCACCCUACAUGUCAUGUACUACGCAGCAUGGAUCAACAAAUGUUCCUCCUUUACUCUCAGCCAGGAAUCCCAACACUAACACCUCCAUUAGAAGUUGGAAUAAUCUGUGCAGCUCCUGCAGUUGAUGGUGCCUGGUGGCGAGCGCAGGUUGUUGCCUAUUUUGAAGAGACAAAUGAAGUUGAAAUCCGAUAUGUUGACUAUGGAGGCUAUGAACGCGUUAAAAUAGAAGCAUUGAGGCAAAUCAGGUCUGAUUUUGUAUCACUACCUUUCCAAGGCACUGAGGUCCUGCUAGACAACAUAAUGCCUCCCCCAGGUGCGGACCAUUUCUCUGAAGAGGCAAACACAGCAAUGGAUGAAAUGACCCGUGGUGCUGCUCUGCUUGCCCAGGUGACUGGUUAUGACAACAGUGGUGUGCCUCUAAUAAACCUGUGGAGUAUAAUUGGAGAUGAGGUCCUGUUUUUAAACCGAAUUCUGGUGGAGAAAGGACAUGCACAAUGGAUAGAGAGCUAUUAGUCUGCAGCCCAAGGCCCUUUUCUAAACUCAUUUUGCACUGCAUUGUAAUUCAAUCAUUUGCUAGCUGUGCAGAUGUGUAUAUAAGUCACUGUAUUAAUAUUUUGUAAGAUCUCAAUGGAGUACAUAAAGGGAACUUUUCCAAAAAUUAUGGUGUCUGAUAGGUAAGUGAUUGUCACUCGAUUUAAGUCAUGUCUGGUUAAUUUGAUAUUUAAGAAACAAAAUUAAUUGUCAUUGUACAGAAUAGUUUUGCUAGAUUACUUGAAUGGAAUGAUAUUGUGAUCAAUGAACUAUUUGCUACUUGGUUGUACAGACCUGUAAAAAGUAUCAAGAAAAGCUUGAUGGAACUGAGAUUGUGUGGUGGUUUUUUUUAAAUUAUAAUUUGGAGCUUCUCACAA
This is a messenger RNA of Stegostoma tigrinum, 3396 nucleotides long. RefSeq names its product A kinase (PRKA) anchor protein 1b (gene akap1b). The record is from RefSeq and is a predicted model, not a curated record. Lineage: Eukaryota; Metazoa; Chordata; Chondrichthyes; Orectolobiformes; Stegostomatidae. The transcript has 11 exons. Gene Ontology annotation, molecular function: RNA binding. Bases 194 to 3001 code for a protein of 935 amino acids.